This is a messenger RNA of Trypanosoma grayi, 1407 nucleotides long. RefSeq lists its product as hypothetical. The coding region runs from base 1 to 1407 and encodes 468 amino acids. The record is from RefSeq and is a predicted model, not a curated record. NCBI's taxonomy places the organism in Eukaryota, Euglenozoa, Kinetoplastea, Trypanosomatida, Trypanosomatidae. The transcript has a single exon.
AUGCCCGCGUCUACCCAGACGAGGAAGGAGGAGGCGGAGCUUCGCAAGAUAGCCAGGCAGUCGCGCCUCUCCAGAAAGGAGGCUGAGGCGAAGGAGCGACGACAGCAGCAGCAGCGACGCAAGAAGGCAGCCGCUGCCGCGGCACAGCCCGGCGGAGACGCAGGCAGCAGCAAGACGCCCAGCACGCACAAGCGUCAGGCCGCCAUUAUUCUCCCCAGUGAGGUGGAGGAGUUGCGGCAGCGGCUCUUCGACAAUAGCUCCUCCCCCAACAAUGGCCGUGGCACUACCGAGAGUACUACUACGACUAGCAGCAGCGCCAAGACGAAAGGAAAGAAGCGGCAGCGUACUGCUUCUGCUUCUUCUGCUGCUGCUGCGCCGGCGCCAACGUCGUCGUCGGCUCUGCCGCCGCACUUCGAGGAGCCGCCGUACAGCAUGGAGAUCCACCACAAGAACAAGCAGGUCCUCGUUGACGUGACGCUUCACCGCAUCCCGCCUGCGCACGUCGACGUGAGCGAGACGACCGACACGAUGCUCGUCGUUGACACGUGCCGCCACACGAAGAGGUACCGCCUGAUGCUACCCAUGCCGGAGGGUCUCCGUGUCGACGCAGCGCAGGCCACCUGUGAGCUUGACAGCACCUGCGGCGUGCUGCACUGCGUGCUGCCGGUGAGGGGCGACAUCCCCGCCGUGCUGCAGGAGGAGCGGACGAAGAUGCUCGACGCCAUCCGGAAACAGAAGACGCUGCGCUUCCGUAUCGAUGCUGACGGCGAGCUGAAGGUGCGAAGCCGCCAGGCGCUCCUCGCCCGUAACGAGCGGCAACAAGCGGCGAAGGUGCAGGAAAAAGACAUCGCGCAGGCGAGCAGUGACGCCGUGGAGGCGGCAGAGGAGGCCGACGUCGUAGCGGCAGAGGUGCAGCCGGAGAAGAAACGAGCCAAGAAGGAGGCUGCCCCCAACCCACGCAGCGGCAACAGCAGCGGUAGUACUGCGGCAACGGACAGCUCAGGAAAGGGCACAGGCAAACCACGCCAAGAGCAGAAUCCCAAGCAGCAGCAGCAAAAUAGGCCCGCGAGGAAAACGGCCGGCGACGCGCUGGAGGAGGAGCGCAAGAGGGCGAUGGAGAUAGCCCGGUCUGCCGGCAAGGCCGCCCAGCUGACGCUGCGGGAGCGUGUCGCACAGGCCAAGGCACAGCAGAAGAAGGUUCAGGAGCGGCUAAGUGUUCGCAGCACCCGACGCAGUGCGCGGUCGGAAAAGACGCAGGAGUCUUUCGCCCGCGUGCUGGAGGAGCAGAAGCGGCAGCUGCUGGCACGCGCGGAACUGAACGCCUCCAUCGCCGCCGCUGAUGCGAAGGAGAAGUCAGGCCGGAGGAGGACAGGAAAGGCCGUCACCUUCGCGGAAGCGAAGGAGUAA